This is a messenger RNA of Pistacia vera, 2619 nucleotides long. RefSeq lists its product as uncharacterized. The coding region runs from base 127 to 2346 and encodes 739 amino acids. The record is from RefSeq and is a predicted model, not a curated record. NCBI's taxonomy places the organism in Eukaryota, Viridiplantae, Streptophyta, Magnoliopsida, Sapindales, Anacardiaceae. Gene Ontology annotation, biological process: regulation of DNA-templated transcription. The transcript has 12 exons. Gene Ontology annotation, cellular component: nucleus.
CACAUUUUGAUUACUCUCAAAUUUCUCCCGCCAUUUGAUCUGCAAGAAGAGGGAAACUUAAAAUGGACCGAUUCCAGAUUUAAAUAGUCCCGAAAAAUUUGUAGCAGUGUCCUAGAAAACAUUUUCAUGGGAAAAAUGGCUGUGGCUUCAAGUUCUGCUUCCAACCCCAGUUGUUCUCCUUCUAAGGAUGUCAAAGUAAUCAAGAGAACCAAGUCCCCAGGAGUUCGCGUCGUAGGUGGAAGAAUCUAUGAUUCUGAGAAUGGAAAGACUUGUCACCAGUGCCGGCAAAAAACAAGGGAUUUUAUGGCAGAUUGUAAGAGUCAAAAGAGGGACAAACAAUGCACAAUUAAGUUCUGCCACAAAUGCCUCCUAAACAGAUAUGGAGAGAAAGCAGAAGAUGUGGCACUGUUGGUUGACUGGAAAUGCCCCAAGUGUAGAGACAUUUGCAAUUGUAGCUGCUGCAUGAAGAAAAAAGGUCAAAAACCCACUGGUCAACUGUUUUAUACUGCCAAAGCAACUGGGUUUUCCUCUGUUUCCGAAAUGCUACAAAUUAAAGGACACGAUAAUUUGAAUCAUGAAAAGAAGAUUGCUGAAGACAUGGUUGUUUCGCCGAAAAAGUCUGGCACCCCAAAGAAGGGGUCUGUACCUGCUUCAUUACCAAAUCCAGGAAAGGAAAAUUCUUUUGAUGGAAAGUGUGACUCUAACUUGAAUUCUCUGAACAAAACUGUUUUAAUGAAUGAGAAAAAAUCUAAGAAAAUGAAACGAGAAGGAUUAAAGGAAAUCAGUAAUAGCAAUGGGGAUGUUUCUUCAAAAAAAAGAUCUUCAAAAAAGCCUAAGAUUUCUGAGGAAAUUGCUAGUAAAGAAACGUCAAAAGUUUGUCAGGAAAAUUCUGAGAAAAAGAAGCUUAAAGUCUCCAAGGAGAUUUCUAAGAUUAAGAAGCCUGAGUUUUCUGAGAAGAUUUCUAAGAAAGAAAUUGGGAUUCUUGAGACUGAUAGUGGGAAGAAGAAAACUUCAAAGACCCCUAAAAUUUCUGAGGAAAUUGCUAAGAAAGAAAAAAUUAGAGUUUCAGAGAAGAUUUCUAAGAUUAGAAAACCUAAGAACUCUGGAAUUUUGAAAAAAGAAGUGGACAAAAAUGACAGUGAAGGUGGUGGUUUUGUGAAGAAAAAGGAUUGUAAGACGUCGGUUUUAAAGAAUGAUUCCCUGAAUCUAAUCCCAGAGGAAGGAAACUGUAAUUCAAAUCAUGAGAAUGUAAGAGUUCCAGGUGGUGUUGAAAAUGGUAAUGCUGGACCCAAGGUGAAGACAGUUUUUGAUUCUCGCAACAUCAAAAAGUCUGCUACAGAACUUCAGAACCAAAAAUUUGCUGCUGAUAUUCAACUGCCCAAGGGUGCCAGCUUAACAACUGUAGCUGGAAUUGAGCUAGAUUCUGAAGACGUUGGCCAUGCAUUACAAUUCUUAGAAUUUUGUGCAGCUUUUGGAAAGGUUCUUGGUUUGAAGAAAGGACAAGCUGAGUGUAUUGUUAAAGAAUUGAUUUGUGGGCGAAGUAGGCGCCAUGGGCAAUACUUUCCAAUAGUCCAAAUUCAUAUCAAAUUGUUGUCUUUGAUACUAAAGGAUAUGGGAGAAGAGUCUCCAUCGUUAAGUUCAACAAGUAGAAAAAAUUCAUGGUUGCAGGCUCUCAGGAAAUGCGUAUCUGAAUCCAAAUGUGUGUUGAAUGAUAUUCCUUCUGAUUGUUUCGGUGAUGGUGAUGAUGGAUAUGAUAAGUUAGACAAUUUGAAAAAGCUCAAGCUCUUGAACUUUUUAUGUGAUGAAGCUCUGGGCACUAGAUCCCUAAGGAGUUGGAUUGAUGAUCAAAAUUCAAAAUAUGUUGAAAAAGCGAAAGCAACCAGAGAAAAUGUUGUUGCAGCAAAGGAUAAGGAGAAACGUUUGAAACAGAAAUUGCAAGAUGAGGUUGCUAAAGCAGUUAUUGCUAAACAUGGUGCUCCAUUGUCUAUUUCUGAGCAUGAAGCUAUUGUUUCAGAAAUAAAAAGCGAAGCAGCUCAAGCACAUUCGGAGAUGCUGGAGGCAAUGGGCAUGGUACCCCAGAAGAGACAAAGGUCUGAUGCUGUUAGAACAGAGCCUAUUUUACUGGAAGAUGGCAGUUGUGCAACUCGUGCCUUUUGGAAAUUGAAAGGCUACAGUGGUGAACAACAUAUUUUGCUUCAAGAUUUGAAGGGAGCCCUGGAUGCAGUUUCACUCAAUGAAAAAUGGUUUACCUAUGAUGUUGACCAGAAACCAGAAAUUGAGAAAUAUAUCUCUUCAUUAAGCGCAAAAAGGCUUCGGAUUCAAAAAGUUACUGACGUUGUUGACUAAGAAUGGGAAUGGGAAUGAUGAGACAAACUCAUAGCAUAGUUCAGUUGAUUAAAACAUGUCAUCUUCAAAGUCCUUGAUGAUCAAGGCAAUAUAUCAUUAUAUAAUGUUUAAUGUUUUUUUUUUUUUUGUGAUUGAGGGUGUUCGAAUCAGUUUGUACGUGUCUUAACAAAUCUCUCAGGCUCUAAAGGCAAUAUAUCAUCAUGUAAUGUUUUAUGUUGUAUUUUGUAAAUGUACUAUAUUCGAUGAUUCAAUGUUACAAUUUUACAUUAGAGA